CGGAAAGCCUGAAAGCUACCCCGCCAAAAAAAACGCGCCCGAAUUCCAAUUCCUCGACGUUCGUUGUCCCAACCCGCAAUCCCUGCGAACCCGGUCCGCCAACGAUGGAAUUCGACCCUAAGCUUCCGUCCUACUCGACGGGCGACCCGACGUCGUUCGCCUGGCCGACCGCCCGCGAACGAUGGCCCAUCAUCAUCACCCAAGCGAUUGAUGACACCUACCGGACCAUGGGCUCCUGCGACGACGCGGCCAGGCAGGAGGAGGGCAAGAAGAUCGUGGCCGAGCUCGCCCAGCUCAAGUACGAGGUCCAGCACGACCGGGCCCUGACACCAAUCCGAGACGAUGGCUAUCCCGACGUGGCCGUAUACAACAAGGAGCUAGAGCGGCUGGGGCCCGUCACCUGGCUCAAAGCCCCCUGGCUCUUCACCGAGUGCUACCUCUUCCGCCGCAUGUCGACCUCCUUCAGCCUCUCGACGCACUGGAAGAACUACGACGUGUUCGCGCGCCAAAAGAUCAAGACUUUCCGGUCCUCGCGGCCGGCCGUGCUGGAGCUUGCGGCGCGCUACAAGGAGCUAGUCACGCAGCUGCGCGCCGCCCGGUCCGCCAAGGCGGCCCCGGACCCGGAGGCCGACGCGCUCCUGUUCGCCGAGAUGUGCGAGGUCUGCCUCUGGGGCAACGCGACCGACCUCUCGCUGCUCACGAGCCUGACGUACGAGGACAUCCAGAAGCUGCAGGGGUCCGAGGCGAGGCGGGCCGCCGAGAAGAACAUCCUGGUCAACGACCUGCCGCAGGCGUACGCCCACCUGCUAGCGGCGGCCAAGCGGGACGAGCAGCAAGAGCAGCCGCAGCAGCAGCAGCAGCAGCAGCAGCAGCAGCAGCAGCAGCAGGGGCGGAAGGGGCGGCGGGUCGACAUUGUGCUCGACAACGCCGGGUUCGAGCUCUUUGUCGACCUCGUCCUGGCCGGCUACCUGCUGUCGGCGGGGCUGGCCACGACGGUGGUGCUGCACCCCAAGUCGAUCCCCUGGUUCGUGUCGGACGUGCUGCCGGGCGACUUCGCCGCGCUGCUCAACGCGCUGGCGGACCCGCGCGCCUUCUACGAGACGCCCACCGACGAGGACCGGCUGCAGGGUCGCGAGCCCGAGAAGCUGACCGACGCCCAGGUGGCCGAGCUGGCCUUCCUCUUCGACGAGUGGAGCCGGUUCCACGCCGAGGGCCAGCUCGUCCUGCGCCCGAACCGCGUCUGGACGGGGCCCGGCUGCUUCUGGAGGUUGCCGGCCGAGGCGACGGAGCUGGUGGACGACCUGAGGGAGGCCGAGCUGGUCGUGUUUAAGGGCGAUCUGAAUUACAGGAAGCUGGUUGGCGAUGUCGCUUGGGACCCGACGACGCCGUUCCCCGAGGCCCUCGGGCCGCUCGGUCCCGGGUCGGGGCUCAACAUCCUGGCGCUUAGGACGUGCAAGGCGGACGUUGUGGUCGGGUUGAAGCCCGGCGAGGACGAGAAACUCAAGCAGACGGAGGGCGGAGGCGGCGAUUCAGGAGCGCGCAAGUGGGCAUGGAACGGAAAGUGGGCGGUCGUGUCCUUCUCCAAAGGAAAGUGAGACUAUUAAUUAUCCGGGUUCAAUUGUUUUCAAGGCUGUGGUUGAGCCAUUAUGGCUGGGCCUGGCUCCGGGCAAAUCAAGACAAACAAAUAGACCAGGUGCAUUCUUCGCGUGAAGAAAACUGUAAAUAUUUAAUCAUCCUUUCAGGCUCCAGGCCAAUCAAGAUCGUGAUCGGCCGACGCGCGAUGCCAUCAAAAUUUUGUGCCUUCCCUCCUGUAUCACUGCGGCACCUGGAGGUAGAUUGAAAGUAUCUCAUGUAGGGCGCCUCUGGUUCCAACGGCCGUAUUCUAUUAUCUCUCCUCUCGGGUUCCUUCGACUACCUUAAUUAAUGAAUAUCCGGCUUGGGGAUAUCACCAGACGCACCUGGAUGUUGGUUCACCAGG
This is a messenger RNA of Thermothelomyces thermophilus ATCC 42464, 1978 nucleotides long. RefSeq lists its product as uncharacterized. Gene Ontology annotation, molecular function: phosphatase activity. Bases 105 to 1595 code for a protein of 496 amino acids. The record is from RefSeq and is a predicted model, not a curated record. Gene Ontology annotation, cellular component: cytoplasm; nucleus. The transcript has 6 exons. Lineage: Eukaryota; Fungi; Ascomycota; Sordariomycetes; Sordariales; Chaetomiaceae. Gene Ontology annotation, biological process: DNA damage response.